Molecule: messenger RNA, 2910 nt
Organism: Lagopus leucura (white-tailed ptarmigan)
Lineage: Eukaryota; Metazoa; Chordata; Aves; Galliformes; Phasianidae
Gene: KSR2
Product: kinase suppressor of ras 2
Exons: 20
Coding region: 1-2910 (969 amino acids)
Biological process (GO): protein phosphorylation
Molecular function (GO): protein kinase activity; ATP binding
Source: RefSeq, a predicted model, not a curated record
AUGGAUGAGGAAAACAUGACGAGGAGCGAGGAGCAGCAGCAGCUGAGUUUGCAGAAGGCGCUGCAGCAGUGCGAGCUGGUCCAGAACAUGAUCGACAUCAGCAUCUCCAACCUGGAGGGGCUCCGCACCAAGUGCGCCGCCUCCAACGACCUCACGCAGAAGGAGAUCCGCACCCUGGAGAGCAAGCUGGUCAAGUACUUCAGCCGGCAGCUCUCCUGCAAGAGGAAGGUGGCCCUGCAGGAGCGCAACGCCAAGCUGGAGGGCUUCCCCCAGCUCCUGCACUGGUUCCGCAUCGUCGACAUCCGCAAGGAGGUGAUGGAGGAAAUAGCCCCAGGGCAGCUGAGCCUGGAGGAGCUGCUGGAGAUGACUGAUGAUCAGGUCUGUGAGACGGUGGAGAAGUUUGGGGCCAACAGUGAGGAGUGCGCCCGCCUCAACGCAUCCCUCUCCUGCCUCCGCAGCGUCCAUAAGUCUGGCGGCAGCCUCUCCAAGCAGGACUGGACCAUCCAAUGGCCCACGACGGAGCCAGGCAAGGAGAACCAGCCAGGCUGUCCUCAAGAACCCGCCCCGUGGAGCCGCACGCACCUCUCGGCCAGCCCCAAACCCCCCGCCAAGUGCGCCCAGCACCACUGCCACGGCCCCCUCUACACCCACGUGGACCGCCUGACUGUGGAGGGCCACCCUGGGCUGUGUCCCCCCGUGGAAUCCGGCCACCGUUCCCUGCCUCCCUCCCCUCGGCAGCGGCACGCCGCUCACACCCCGCCGCGCACCCCCAACAUCGUCACCACCAUGACACCGCCGGGCACGCCGCCGCUGCGCCGCAGGAACAAGCUGAAACCCCCCGGCACCCCCCCACCUGCCUCCCGAAAACUCAUCCACCUCCUGCCUGGCUUCACAGCCCUGCACCGCAGCAAGUCGCACGAGUUCCAGCUGGGGCACCGCGUGGACGAGGCGCACACCCCCAAAACAAAGAAGAAGAAUAAGCCCCUCAACCUCAAGAUCCACAACAGUGUGGGCAGCUGUGAGAACAUCCCUGCGCAGCGCUCACCGCUGCUAUCCGAGCGCUCCCUGCGGUCCUUCUUUGUGGGCUACCCUCCCUUCCUGCCCUCCACACCUCCUGUCCACACUGAAGCCACCUUCUCUGCAAAUACGCUGUCAGUGCCUCGCUGGUCCCCACAGAUCCCCCGCCGAGACCUGGGCAACUCCAUAAAGCACAGGUUCUCCACCAAGUACUGGAUGUCCCAGACCUGCACCGUCUGCGGGAAAGGAAUGUUGUUUGGCUUAAAGUGCAAAAACUGCAAGCUCAAGUGCCACAACAAAUGCACCAAAGAGGCCCCUCCGUGCCACCUGCUCAUCAUCCACCGCGGAGGGAGACGAGCCGUGCGGGGCGAGGCAGAUUUGCAUUGCAAACCGCUUCCACCCACCCUCCCCCUGCCACCUUUUCUUUUCAGAUUCCCCACCGCACGGGCACGGUUGGUGCGGACCGAGUCGGUGCCCUGUGACAUCAACAACCCCCUGCGCAAGCCCCCACGCUAUUCAGACCUGCACGUCAGCCAGACGCUCCCCAAAACCAACAAGCUCAACAAGGACCACAUCCCGGUGCCCUACCAGCCGGAUUCCAGCAGCAAUCCCUCCUCCACCACCUCCUCCACGCCAUCCUCGCCGGCCCCACCACUGCCACCCAGCGCCACGCCGCCGUCCCCGCUGCACCCAUCCCCGCAGUGCCCACGCCAGCAGAAGCAGUUCAACCUGCCAGCCUCCCAUUACUACAAGUACAAGCAGCAGUUCAUUUUCCCAGAUGUGGUGCCUGAGACGCCAACCCGAGCCCCACAGGUGGUCUUGCACCCCGUCACAUCCAACCCCAUCCUGGAAGGAAAUCCAUUACUUCAAAUUGAAGUGGAGCCCACGUCAGAGAAUGAGGAAGGCACCGAGGAGGCUCAGGAGUCAGAGGACGACUUUGAGGAGAUGAACCUCUCGCUCCUCUCCGCCCGCAACUUCCCCCGCAAAGCCAGCCAGACCAGCAUCUUCCUGCAGGAGUGGGACAUCCCCUUUGAGCAGCUGGAGAUCGGCGAGCUCAUUGGCAAGGGCCGCUUUGGGCAGGUCUUCCAUGGCCGCUGGCACGGGGAAGUGGCCAUCCGUCUCAUCGACAUUGAGCGGGACAACGAGGACCAGCUGAAGGCUUUCAAGAGGGAGGUGAUGGCGUACCGGCAGACGCGGCACGAGAACGUGGUGCUCUUCAUGGGAGCCUGCAUGAGCCCUCCACACCUUGCCAUCAUCACCAGCCUGUGUAAAGGACGGACUCUCUACUCGGUGGUGAGAGACGCCAAAAUCGUCCUGGAUGUCAACAAGACGAGGCAGAUAGCACAGGAGAUUGUGAAGGGCAUGGGGUACCUGCAUGCCAAAGGAAUCCUCCACAAAGAUCUCAAGUCCAAAAAUGUUUUCUAUGACAACGGGAAGGUUGUGAUCACGGACUUCGGCCUCUUCAGCAUCUCGGGAGUUCUCCAGGCAGGCAGGAGGGAGAACAAACUGCGGAUCCAGAAUGGCUGGCUGUGCCACCUGGCCCCUGAGAUCAUCCGCCAGCUCUCGCCCGACACUGAGGAGGACAAGUUGCCCUUCUCCAAGCACUCGGACGUCUUUGCUCUGGGCACCAUCUGGUAUGAGCUGCAUGCACGAGAAUGGCCCUUCAAGACACAGCCAGCGGAGGCGAUAAUAUGGCAGGUUGGGCGAGGGAUGAAACCCAACCUCAGCCAGAUCGGGAUGGGCAAGGAGAUCUCGGACAUCCUGCUGUUCUGUUGGGCCUACGAGCAGGAGGAGCGACCCACCUUCACCAAGCUCAUGGACAUGCUGGAGAAACUGCCAAAGCGCAACCGUCGCCUUUCCCACCCUGGGCACUUCUGGAAGUCAGCAGAGUAA